Messenger RNA from Penicillium argentinense, 1482 nucleotides. RefSeq names its product cytochrome P450. The coding region runs from base 1 to 1482 and encodes 493 amino acids. Gene Ontology annotation, molecular function: oxidoreductase activity, acting on paired donors, with incorporation or reduction of molecular oxygen; heme binding; monooxygenase activity. The transcript has 4 exons. NCBI's taxonomy places the organism in Eukaryota, Fungi, Ascomycota, Eurotiomycetes, Eurotiales, Aspergillaceae. The record is from RefSeq and is a predicted model, not a curated record.
AUGCAAAUUCUGGAAUGGGCUAUAGUGCUCGCCGGCACGUGGGUAACUGUCCACCUCGGCAUCGUCAUAUAUAACUUGUUCUUCCACCCUCUACGAAAUUACCCCGGACCGAAGCUGGACGCCGCUACCGGACUGGUAUACGUCUACCAUAUGGUCAAAGGAGACAGCUGCAAGUACCUCGCCGGCCUUCAUGAGAAAUAUGGCGAAGUGGUUCGAGCUGGACCAAACGAAAUCUCCUAUGUUACCGUCAGCGCCAACAAAACUAUUUUCGGCAAGCAAGCCACGGAGGAAACGUCCUUCGAAAAGAACCCAGCCGUGUACAUCCAGGGCGAAGGCACAGCGCAGAACAUCCUCUUCGCCAGUACGGGAGAACACCCGCGAUUCAAGAAGCUCAUGGCCCCAGCAUUCUCCGAGCAGGCGAUCAAAGAGCAGGAACCAACAAUUCAGCAAUUUACGACUACAAUGAUCGACGCAUUGAGAAAUAACAGAUCCGGGAAAGCAUUUUACCCCGAUGGUUCGGGAAUCGUGAACAUCGCCGCCUGGUGCAACUUCCUCAUUUUUGACAUUCUGAGCUGCCUCUCCUUCGGCAAGCCCAUCGGCUGCCUCGAACUAGCUGACUAUCACGAAUGGGCAAAUGUUAUAUUUGGAGCCAUGAAGCACUCGCAUUUCCUUCAGUGCGCGCAUCGCCUCAAGCCUUACCACCCGAUCCUCGAAAGAUUGAUCCCUGGAGACAUCAGUGGCCCCUACGAGGCACACAUGCAAAACGUCAGGAAGAACCUCAGCGAGAGAGAAACCAGAGAUAACCUUGCCCGGGCGGACUUUGCCUCCUUCAUUCCUAAGGGUAUGUCCGAGGAUGAACUGGUCGACAAUGUAAACAUCCUCGCGACAGCAGGUUCCGAAACAACUGCGACCACCCUCGGUUCGCUAUUCUAUUACCUGACACAUAACUCUGAAAGCUACGGAAAGCUCGUCCACGAAAUCCGAUCGACUUUUGCGACCGAGGAGGAAAUAACCUUCAAUGCCGUGGGAAGCUUGAAAUACCUGAAAGCCGUCAUCCAGGAAACAUUUCGUAUUCACCCUUCAGUUCCAGUCGGGCUACACCGCAUUACCCCGAAAGCUGGCAGCUUUAUCGAUGGACGAUGGGUACCUGGCGGGACCUGGGUGUCAGUGGCUCUCCUUGCCGCUUACAGAUCGCCAAAGUACUGGAAGCGACCAGAGGAGUUCAUUCCGGAGCGCUGGUUGGGCGAUCCCGAAUUCGAUUCGGACAAUCGCCAAAUCUGGGCCCCAUUCUCCAUUGGCCCCAGAAAAUGCAUUGGAAUCAAUCUGGCGUACCUGAACAUGCGAUUGAUCGUGGCACGAAUCCUGUGGAACUUUGACUUGGAGGCGCAGCCCGAUAAUGUCGAUCCGCAUGAGCUAAAGGAGUUCGGGGUCUGGCAGGGUCAGGUUCCACUCAAUGUGAAGCUACAAGAUGUGCGGGCGUAA